AUGGUUUCAUCUGUAUACCGAUCUGUGUGCAACAUUUUCCGUCAAUAUUGCUUAUGUUUAGCUAUCUACAUGUGUGAACCUUGGGAAAAGUUUAUAUUGCAUUGCAUCACGCUAUCAAUUAUGAUUGCUUUGACGUAUACAGCAGCCUUGUUUAUCCCUAACCAACUGCUUACCCUCGUUACAUUUGUAUGGAGGUGUCUCACUGUAGAUAAAUCUGAAGAUGUUAAAUUCAUUUAA
Molecule: messenger RNA, 237 nt
Organism: Heterobilharzia americana
Lineage: Eukaryota; Metazoa; Platyhelminthes; Trematoda; Strigeidida; Schistosomatidae
Source: the annotation of a GenBank genome assembly